This is a messenger RNA of Polistes canadensis, 728 nucleotides long. RefSeq names its product 60S ribosomal protein L11 (gene RpL11). Bases 86 to 670 code for a protein of 194 amino acids. Lineage: Eukaryota; Metazoa; Arthropoda; Insecta; Hymenoptera; Vespidae. Gene Ontology annotation, biological process: translation. Gene Ontology annotation, cellular component: ribosome; cytosolic large ribosomal subunit. The transcript has 5 exons. The record is from RefSeq and is a predicted model, not a curated record. Gene Ontology annotation, molecular function: structural constituent of ribosome; RNA binding.
CAUCUCGGUCGUUCUUUCUUAUACGGCAUAAAUCUGUAUGCGUAUCUUUUACUAAAGUUCCUCUUGGUAACCUUUACUUUUCAAAAUGGCGAAAACCACAGAAAAGAAGGAUGAGAAAAUCAAGAAAACCAAAAAGGAGCCUAAGGAUGCAUCCAAAAAUGUUAUGCGCGAAGUUAGAAUCCGUAAAUUAUGUUUGAACAUUUGUGUGGGUGAAUCCGGUGACAGACUAACAAGAGCGGCUAAGGUAUUGGAACAGCUAACCGGUCAACAACCAGUUUUCUCCAAAGCAAGGUACACUGUACGUUCCUUUGGUAUUCGUCGUAAUGAAAAAAUUGCUGUACACUGUACUGUUCGAGGAGUAAAAGCAGAAGAAAUUCUUGAACGAGGAUUAAAAGUACGUGAAUACGAAUUGAGAAGAGAAAACUUCUCUGGUACUGGAAACUUUGGAUUUGGUAUCCAAGAACACAUCGAUUUAGGUAUUAAAUAUGAUCCAAGCAUUGGUAUCUAUGGUCUGGACUUUUAUGUUGUACUUGGACGCCCAGGUUUUAAUGUAGCCCACAGACGAAGAAAAACUGGAAAAGUUGGUUUUCCUCACAGAUUAACUAAAGAGGACGCUAUGAAAUGGUUCCAGCAGAAGUAUGAUGGUAUCAUAGUUGCUGGGAAAAAGUAAUGUACAAAUAUUGUAUUUUACGAUUGUCUUAUAAAAAAUAUUAAAAAAUUCUAACGUA